CCACGGCGCUGGCUGGUGCUGUGCAACCCGGGCCUUGCAGAGGUCAUUGCUGAGCGGAUCGGUGAGGACUACAUCUCCGACUUGGACCAGCUGAAGCGACUCCUGGAUUUUGUGAAUGAUGAAGCCUUCAUCCGGGAUGUGGCCAAAGUAAAGCAGGAGAACAAACUGAAGUUCUCUGUGUACCUGGAAAAGGAAUACAAAGUGAAGAUCAACCCCAACUCAAUGUUUGAUGUGCAUGUCAAGCGAAUCCAUGAGUACAAGCGACAGCUGCUGAAUUGCCUACAUGUGAUGACCAUGUACAACCGUAUCAAGAAAGAGCCCAACAAGCAAUUUGUGCCCCGUACCGUUAUGAUUGGCGGAAAGGCUGCCCCCGGCUACCACAUGGCAAAGAUGAUCAUCAAACUCAUCACGUCUGUUGGUGACGUAAUCAACAACGAUCCCGUGGUUGGAGACCGCCUGAAACUUCUGUUUCUGGAGAAUUAUCGUGUUUCCCUGGCAGAAAAAGUGGUUCCCGCUGCUGACCUGUCU
This is a messenger RNA of Ailuropoda melanoleuca (giant panda), 528 nucleotides long. RefSeq names its product glycogen phosphorylase, muscle form-like. Gene Ontology annotation, biological process: glycogen catabolic process. Gene Ontology annotation, molecular function: pyridoxal phosphate binding; glycogen phosphorylase activity. Gene Ontology annotation, cellular component: cytoplasm. The record is from RefSeq and is a predicted model, not a curated record. NCBI's taxonomy places the organism in Eukaryota, Metazoa, Chordata, Mammalia, Carnivora, Ursidae. The transcript has a single exon. The annotation marks the transcript as partial.